Vanrija pseudolonga is the source of this 3389-nucleotide messenger RNA. It is a transcript of the gene ria1, whose product is annotated as Ribosome assembly protein 1. Gene Ontology annotation, biological process: cytosolic ribosome assembly. The transcript has 8 exons. Lineage: Eukaryota; Fungi; Basidiomycota; Tremellomycetes; Trichosporonales; Trichosporonaceae. Gene Ontology annotation, molecular function: GTPase activity; ribosome binding; GTP binding. The record is from RefSeq and is a predicted model, not a curated record. The coding region runs from base 47 to 3343 and encodes 1098 amino acids. Gene Ontology annotation, cellular component: ribonucleoprotein complex; cytosol.
CUUUUUCCAUCUCACUUGCCUUCCACCACCUAUAGACUGCGGCACCAUGGCACAAGCAUUUGCGGCUCCUCUGGAGAACACGCGCAAUGUUACCAUUGUCGCACAUGUAGACCACGGCAAGACGAGUUUUGCCGACUCGCUCCUGUCGUCCAACAAUAUCAUCUCGAACCGCAUGGCCGGCAAGCUGCGCUUCCUUGACUCGCGAGAAGACGAGCAGGAGCGCGGUAUCACGAUGGAGAGCAGUGCGGUGUCGCUCCGCUUUGACAUGAUGCGCUUGCAACCUGACGGCAAGGCCGUUGCGUCAAAGCAUAUCUGCAAUGUUAUUGACACGCCUGGACACGUCGACUUUGCCAGCGAGGUGUCGACCGCUGCGCGUCUGUGUGAUGGCGCGCUCGUCCUCGUCGACGUGUGGGAGGGAGUGUGCACACAGACCAUUGCCGUGCUCCGCCAGGCAUGGGUCGACAAGCUCCGCCCAUUGCUCGUCAUCAACAAGAUGGACCGACUGAUCACCGAGCUGCAGUUGUCGCCCUCGGAGGCCUACCACCACAUUGCGCGGUUGAUUGAGCAGGUCAACGCCGUCAUGGGCUCUUUCUACGCCGGCGAGCGUAUGGAGGACGACCUGCGAUGGCACGAGGAGCGCGAGAAGCGCUUGGCCGAGCGGGCCGAGCGCGCGGCUGCCGGCGACGCGCCAGAGGGCGAGGACUCGGGCGACGUCGACGCAGAGUACGAGGAGCGCGAGGACGAGGAUAUCUACUUUUCGCCCGAGCGCGGCAACGUGCUCUUCGCGUCGGCCAUUGACGGCUGGGCGUUCCGUCUUGGCAAGUUUGCGCGCCUCUACGCCGACAAGCUCAAGAUCAAGGAGGGCAACCUCCGCCGCGUGCUCUGGGGCGAGUGGUACCUCGACCCCAAGACCAAGCGCGUUGUGAGCCGCAAGGCACUCAACGGGCGCCCCCUCAAGCCGCUCUUUGUCCAGUUUGUCCUCGAGAACAUUUGGAAGGUGUACAACACGGUGCUCAACGAGUACAACCCCGACCUCCUGGCCAAGAUUGUCGGCGCGCUCAACAUCAAGGUGUCGCCGCGCGAUCUCAAGUCCAAGGACACGCGCAACCUGCUGACGGUCAUCAUGCAGCAGUGGCUGCCGCUCAGCACUGCGACAUUCCAAGCCGUCGUGGACGUUAUCCCCUCGCCGCGCGCCGCCCAGGCGAUGCGCAUGCCGUUCAUGCUCCACCCCAAGGAGGCGCAGGCGUCGUCGACGCCACUGCCCCCGGCGAACGAGUUUGAGAAGGAACUCUACUCGUGCGACCAGCGUCCCGAGGCGCCAGUGGUCUCGUACGUGUCGAAAAUGUUUGCCGUCAAGCGCGAGGAUCUGCCCGAGUACAAGCCCCGCGAGAUGACCGCCGAGGAAAUGCGCCGCCGUGGACGCGAGGAGCGUGAGCGCCGAGCUACCGUGCAGGCUUCCCGCGCGGCGCUCGGACUCGGUGACACGACCGACCCCAACGAGCUCGCCCGCGCCAUUGACGACAUUGAACUCAACAAGCCGACCGAGGCGCCCGCCGCCCCGGCUACGCCUAGCGGCGAGGUGCUCCUCGGCUUCUCUCGCAUCUUCUCCGGUGUGCUGCGCCGGGGAACAACCCUGUUCGCCACGCUGCCCAAGUACGAUGCCGAGGCCGGGCCCGACCACCCCCGUAACGCGCGCCACAUUCGCCGUGUCACCGUCUUGGACCUGUACAUGAUGAUGGGGCGUGACCUUGUCUCUGUGGAGGAGGUGCCCGCAGGGCAUGUCUGCGCCAUUGGCGGCCUGGACGGCAUCGUGCCCCGCAACGCUACGCUCUGCGCCCCGCCUGCGGCUGGCGUUCCCGAGGACGCCGAGCCGCCCGCAUACGCUGGGGUCCUCAUCAACCUGUCUGGCGUUGGUGUCAACACGGCGCCAAUCGUCCGUGUGGCGCUCGAGCCUGUCAACCCUGCCGAUAUGCCCAAGCUCGUCGCAGGCCUGCAGAUUCUCAACCAGGCUGACCCCUGUGCCGAGUACCUCGUCCAGGAGACUGGCGAGCAUGUCAUCCUCGCCGCCGGUGAACUGCAUCUCGAGCGCUGUCUCAAGGACUUGCGCGAGCGCUUUGCAAAGUGCGAAAUCCAGGCGUCCGAGGCCAUUGUGCCAUUCCGUGAAACUGCCGUCAAGGGCGUCGACAUGGCGCCGCCCAAGACUGCAGGAGCUCCGCGUGGUACAGUCCGUACAUCCGUGUACGACGGCCUGGUCGAGUUUACCAUCCGCGCCGUGCCCCUCCCUCCCGCUGUGACCGACUUUUUGGCGGCUCAGCAGAAGACGAUUGCCAGCAUGACGUUGCAGCGUCAAGAGGCGGCCGAGGACGAAGUCGACGCAGAAGCGGCUGAAAACGCCACGCGCGUGUUGACCCCAGAGCAAUUCUGGGCCGAGCUCGAAAAGCUGUUCAACAAGGCCGGUGGCGAAUGGACCGGUGCCGCCGAUCGAGUUUGGACGUUUGGGCCCAAGAAUGUCGGGUCCAAUGUUCUGCUCGACCCCGCCGGCAAAUCGACUCUCCGACUGCGUGGCCGCGAAAAGGUCUUUGCAGACGCCCGAGCCGACGGCAAGACGGCAGAUGAGGCGCUGGAAUCCGCGGACGCUGCUGCGGCCGCCGCUGCGACCGAAGGGGCCACCGACGGGGCCACCGCAUCGGCACGCCUGUUCCGAGACUUUGACCACUCGAUCGAGGCCGGUUUCCAAAUGGCAACGUUCCAGGGCCCCCUGUGCGCCGAGCCCGUGGUCGGCAUGGCUUGGGUCGUCGACCAGAUCACGUACAACCCUGACGAGGGGGAAGAUUCUCGCGGCCGGGCCUCGGCAGUGGUUGGUGCUCUCAUUUCGUCGGUUCGCGACGCCUGCCGCACGGGUCUCCUCGACUGGUCGCCACGCAUCAAGCUCGCAAUGUACACGUGUGACAUUCAGGCAUCGACCGAUGUCCUGGGCAAGGUGUACGCUGUCGUUGCCCGCAGGAGGGGCCGCGUCGUGAGCGAGGAAAUGAAGGAGGGCACGUCGUUCUUCACCAUCCGAGCCAUGCUGCCCGUCGUCGAGUCGUUUGGCUUUGCCGACGAAAUCAGGAAACGUACCUCGGGUGCCGCCUCCCCCCAGCUUAUCUUUAGCGGAUACGAGACUCUGGACCAGGACCCCUUCUGGGUCCCGACGACAAUCGAGGAGCUCGAGGACUUGGGCGAAAAGGCAGACCGUGCCAACGUGGCCAAGGGCUACGUUGACGGCGUUCGCAAGCGCAAGGGCAUGUUUGUUGAGAAGAAGAUUGUCGAGUUUGCGGAAAAACAACGCACUCUCAAGCGCUAGUGUACGCGGUAGUUAGUCACAUCAUAAGCAUCUUCCCCACAAUGAC